Molecule: messenger RNA, 855 nt
Organism: Glarea lozoyensis ATCC 20868
Lineage: Eukaryota; Fungi; Ascomycota; Leotiomycetes; Helotiales; Helotiaceae
Exons: 1
Coding region: 1-855 (284 amino acids)
Source: RefSeq, a predicted model, not a curated record
AUGUUCGGGAAAAGCUCCGAUAGCAAGAUAAUGGGCCCCGGCUACAUCACUUUCAACAUAAUACGAGUUCUAAACAUAAUCGCCUUGACGUUGGUCGCAGUUGCCAGCUGGGUCAUGCUUGUCAUGACUCUGAAGACCUCAAAAUUCUUCUUCUUCGAUGGAUCUUCCCACUUCAUUACGAGCGUCGUCGCCGUCUUCCUCAUCGUUUCGGAGUGCAAUCUCUUCAAACGCUAUUAUGCUAAGAACUGGCCAAACUUCAGUGAACAGGCUGGCUUUGUUCCUCUUGGUCUCGCCAUGGUCAUCUUAGGAUUCAACACUCUUGGAAACCUCAAUAAGCAAGCCACCUCUGUCGAAAAUCUCGGUCUUGCUCUCUGGCGAAUUGUCAUCGCUGCUGGCGUUCUCUCCUCCCUUAUCGGACUCGCCAACAUCAUUACAACAUUCAUCUUCUCCAACAUCAAGCUGGGCAUCACUGGUCGUAUGGUCCGUGAAAAUGGAGCAACAGCAGCCCCAAAGAACAACGACUCACCUCGAAACUCUUACAGCUUUUCUCGCAGCGCAAGCAUGAGCAAGGAAAACACCAUUCUUCCAAGUUACCAGGCACCCACAUCUCCAGAAGAUCGUCGCAGAUCUAGAUUUGGCCUCAAGUUCCCCAUCCGCAUGUCUGGAAUUGGCAAGCCAAUGCCAACCAGCGAACACGUCUCGCAGUGGGAUGAUCGCAGCUCUCCAAUUGUCCCAGAUGUAAAGCGACCAGAUACUGCUCUUCACCCAGCGCUCGCUCCUCCUCAACCCGCAUAUGGUCUCGCCCGUUCGAGAUCUUCAGUCUACAGCGAGGUCUCUAACAUGACCCGAUUCUAG